Messenger RNA from Tympanuchus pallidicinctus (lesser prairie-chicken), 1587 nucleotides. It is a transcript of the gene TEX264, whose product is annotated as testis expressed 264, ER-phagy receptor. The coding region runs from base 204 to 1187 and encodes 327 amino acids. Gene Ontology annotation, biological process: reticulophagy; protein-DNA covalent cross-linking repair. Lineage: Eukaryota; Metazoa; Chordata; Aves; Galliformes; Phasianidae. The record is from RefSeq and is a predicted model, not a curated record. The transcript has 6 exons. Gene Ontology annotation, cellular component: endoplasmic reticulum membrane; replication fork; nucleus.
CCUGAUCGCGCGCUCCCGAGCCGCUCCGUGCAGGCGAUGGGCGGGGGCAGAUCCGCGUGGGGCGGGCCGGGGCGGGGCCGGGGUGCGGAGCGGCGGCGGCGGGGUCUUCGCCCGGCCCAGAGGUGUGGGGCCUGCGGCUGUGUGGGGGAAAGAUCAUGUGCAGCUCCUAGCCAAACGUGGCUGGCUCGCAGCGCACAGGACAGAUGAGGCACCACCCAUCCAUCAUGUCCGACUGGAUGCUCCUCGGGCUGAUCGCAGUGCUGGUCGUGCUGCUGCUGCUCACCAUCUUUGCCUUCGCCGUCUACUCAGGGCUCUUCACAGAGGUGGUGGUGAGCGCCGGCUCGCCGCCCGUCGGCAGCAUCACACUGGCCUACAAGUUCCGGGUGGGCCCCUAUGGAGAGUCGGGGCAGCUCUUCACUGAUGGCUGCAGCAUCUCCUCGAAGCUUUGCUCCAUUGGUGUUUACUACGACAACCCGCACACGGUGUCUCCUGAGAAGUGCCGCUUUGCCAUCGGCCGAAUUCUGAGCGAGGGGGAUGCGAAGCCAUCAGAAGAGCAGAUCAGACGGUUCCAGAAGUACGGCUUCAAAAUCUUCACCUUCCCCACACCCAGCCACGUGGUCAUGGCAAGCUUCCCGUUCACCACACCUCUGUCCAUCCAUCUCGCAGUCAACCGUGUGCACCCAGCCCUGGACACCUACAUCAAGGAGAGGAAGCUGUGUGCCCACCCCAGGAUUGAGAUCUACAAGGAGGACCGCAUCUAUUUUGUGUGCCCCCUCGCCCGCCAAGGGGACUUCUAUGUUCCCGAGAUGAAGGAGCUGGAGAGGAAGAGCAGGGCAGCAGCCGAGGUCGAAGACACCCAGACUGAUAUCACAGGGGCUGACACCAUGAGCGAGGCCAGCUCCAUCAGCAUCGAGGCCACGACCGACAGCAGGGACACCUCGGUGGCCACCUCUGUCCUGCUGCCCUUCCCCACCAGUCGUGGCCGGGAGGAGGCUGACAACCGCAGCGAGCACAGCUACAGCGAGUCUGGAGCCAGCGGCUCCUCCUUCGAGGAGCUGGACCUGGAAGCUGCUGCGGAUGGGGAGGGCACCGCGGGGCUGCUGCUCACCUCGGGCUAUGGGGAAUCCCAGGAGCUCACAGACAAGUGGACCAAGGAGCCCAUCGCUGCUGAGCGAGGAGAAGAGUAGAGCCGGACCUGGGCCCCGGCUUCGUGCGCCUCUCCUGUCUCCUUCUUUGGCACCACGACAUUCCAGGCACUGAUCCCUCCUGGGGCUGCUGCCCUUGCAGGAAGGGGAAUGCAGACGGGGCUGCUUGGGUGCAGGCAGUGACAUACGUGCACCCCCUGGGUGCAUUUCCAGGGGGAAGUGUGGGUCUCCCCUUCUCUGCUGGUGCCCCUUUCACCCGCAGCAUCUCUCUGCCAACACGGACGUGUGUUCUCUAGCACCAAAGAGCCAUGAGUAGGGUUGGUUUGUUUUGUUCCCCUCUUCUCUUUCCCUUUGCUGCAAAUGAAAACAUCCAGUGUCAAGCUGUCCUGGACCUGCCACAGGCGUUUCCAGGGUCUGUAAUAAAGUGGAUGCUUUUCCUCCA